Myiozetetes cayanensis is the source of this 615-nucleotide messenger RNA. RefSeq names its product LYR motif containing 2 (gene LYRM2). Lineage: Eukaryota; Metazoa; Chordata; Aves; Passeriformes; Tyrannidae. The transcript has 3 exons. The record is from RefSeq and is a predicted model, not a curated record. Gene Ontology annotation, cellular component: mitochondrion. Bases 40 to 306 code for a protein of 88 amino acids.
CCCGGCGGCCCCGUGUCGGGGCAGGGGCGGAGCGGCGUCAUGGCCGCCGGGCGCCUCCCGCCGGGCGCGCUCAGCCUCAGGCAGUUCCUGAGGCGGCAGCAGGUCCUGCAGCUGUACCGCAAGAUCCUGCGGGCUAUCCGGGAGGUGCCGGCUGAACAGGAUCGCCGCUACUUGAGGGACUGGGCCAGGGAGGAGUUCAAGAGAAAUAAGGAUGCGACAGAAGAGGAUGCAAUCAGGAUGAUGAUUACUCAGGGCAACAUGCAACUGCAGGAACUUCAGAGAACACUCAAGCUGGCAAAAUCCUGAUACCGAUUUUGUUUACAGUUGGACUUUCAUCUGCUGUAAAGAAGAAUGGUGUUUUCUCCAGAAUGUGGUUAUAAUGGCAGCUUUUGCUGGCAACCUGGUAAAGUUUGAAGGGGGAAUCUACCACAGCAGGGAUGUUGUUUGGGUUUUCCCCUUUCACUUCUUGGUUUGGUUACCUUCCUAUGUGGAAAUCACUCAGACAUAAAGAACAGAAUGGAUGAUGUAGCAUUUGCUCUGGGAAAAGCAGAAAGCACCAAAAAUUCCAACAGCAGUGUUACACACCUGUGAAAUAGAAAAUAAAUACAAACCGGA